UGAUUGUGUUCUUUUUAUCUUAUUGGACAUUUAAUUAAAUUCUAUUACCCUUUGAUUAUAUUGAGACAUGUAUCUAGUUACCUCCGGUUAUUAAGUGUAUUGUUGAUCGAAAUUAUUUGCAAUUUAGACGUAUUUACGCCGUGACAAAACGAUUAAUAUAAAAGUUACUAGAGCCUGAAAAAUACAGGAAUUGUUUUUACUUUGGAUUAUUUAUCGUAUCGUGUAAUAGACAGCUAUCUGACUUGAUGAAAAUUAUUGAUGUCACGGCUUACGUAAAAUUUGACCUAUAUUUAUGAAAUGAAAACGGUAUUAGUAAAUUGAAGUGAAAUAAGGGACCCGCAGGGAAUGACGCGUGGAGAAAACGACUAACACAGCAAUAUUGGAAUAUUAUCUUACUAACGGUUUUAAAACGCAAACAGUACAAUGUCGCUUGCGGACGUGCGGGCAUGUGAUAAGUGUAUUGACAGUUGAACUGCAGAUCACACCUGAUUGAAGUAAAAUGCUGCAGGAUAUUGUGAUAACAUCUUAAUAUAUAGAUAAAGGACAUUGGUUCUGGUCUAGCUAGGGUGACAGAAAACCGCUUGAUUGGAUUGGUCUAUUUUCUGAAGGGAUACGACAAAUACAAUUAUUUGUGUCCUUCAGCGGGCAAGAAAUUUGUUUAUUCUACAAUGUUAAUCUUAUUUAGUGGACUGUUGGCGAAAUUUGACAAAAUAUACAAAUUUGAUUAAGUUACAUAUUGGAUUACUAGAUGUCAAUGAAAUAAAGGAAGCUACAAUAAAACGUGAAACGGUGGCAAAGUCAAUGAUUGUUUUGUAAACUGUUGAAAUAAGUGACUGACAUUUUGAAAAAAGUAGUUGGAGUGAAAUUAAUAAUAACGGAAGGAGUAUAAUUAAUAAUAUAUAAGAAAAGGUAAUUGAAAGAGAAAUUCAGACCCGGAAUCGCUCUGUGGAAGUAAAUGGAAUAAUGAGAUAGAAAAUCUCGUGAAAUUCAUUUGGGGCUCUGAUAAUUAGUUUUAAAUAAGAAAUAUGGAAAAGAUGAUAUAUUUAUGAAAAAAAAGUAUUUGCGCGGACUGUUAAAUAAAUAUUUAUAGUACAGUUUGUCAUGAUCACCUUAGAUCAAAGGGCAUAUUUUAAUACCAUUUAGAUUCUGUAACUGAUCUGUAGUGAUUAGUUACGUUAACCGUUAUAUUACACUGUCGGCUUUACGCACACACACGGUUUUGCGUCUGUAAGCUAUUAACAAACUUUGCUAUCCUAGAAUUAAUUUACAGAAUGAAACAAAGCGUUUCGCACAGAGUUUAGCAUGGAGGCGGUUGCGGGAUAUAUCUGUUGUGAGUGGUUCAGUAACAGUUAUUUAAUAUGAUGCACGUAAAAAUCGUCGUCAUGGAAAACAUGACAGAUGGAACAGUCCCUUACUUUGUCUCUCAAGAUGCUGGACUGGCAGACUCUGAAAUUCAGAAUAAAACGGAGAAUCUUUUUCAAAUAUCAAGUGUAAAGAAAAAUAAUAGUGUGAUAAGUUCUAGUGUACUGUUUACGUUUGGAUUUUUGAGUAAUAUUUUAGCGCUUAUAGUUCUAAAACGCUCACCGUCCGACCAAAAGCGGAAGCUGUUCUAUAGACUGGUUGCAGGAUUAACGAUGACUGACUUAAUCGGAACAACUGCAACCAGUCCCGUUGUGAUAGCUGUGUAUGUCAAUGAUUUCCGGUGGAUUGGUGGAACGCCUUUAUGUAAAUACUUCGGUUUCAUGAUGAUAUUUUCUGGGGUUGCUACGACAACUAUCGUCUGUAUAAUGGCGAUUGAAAGAUUAAUAUGUAUUAGACAUCCUUAUCUAUAUUAUGCUCAAUUACGGAAGAAACAUGCAACAGUGUUUCUGUUUAGUGCAUGGCUAUUUUCAGGAUUAAUCGCUAGCUUGCCGCUAAUAGGAUUUGGUGAAAUAGUACUCCAGUAUCCUUACACUUGGUGCUUCUUUGAUUACUAUACGGAUAACCUCGCGCACAGGGGAUUUAAUUGUCUAUUUGCUAUAUUAGUUUUAUUGACAAUUUCUGUGACAGUGACAUGUAAUGGCAUUGUCUUGUACACGCUUUUUCAAACAAAAAUGAGAGGAAUAUCCCGCCAAAAUAGCAGAGACUCGAGGACUUUUUCCGGAUAUAGCAGACGAUACACUGAAUGCCAAAUGGCUGUCCUACUUAUUGGAAUAACUGUUGUGUUCAGCUCUUGUUACCUUCCAUUAAUGAUAAGAAUUUUGAUAAAUCAGACCAAACUUUUACCAGUAAAUUUACGGACAGACUUAUUAAUGAUACGGUUUGCGUCCCUGAACCAAGUCCUUGACCCCUGGGUCUAUAUCCUGCUUCGGAGAGAAGUCGUCUGGAAAGUGGCAAAUACACUGAAAAAACUUUUCUCAAAACAGUCAAAGGAUAGUGAAACAAGUAAAUUCAUGCGACAAGACUCGUCUGCUGUAUUAGCGAAUGAUGUGCAAUAUUCAUGUUGUGCGUUUUGCUGGCAUUGUCUGUGCGACCCUCCGCAGACACAAAGGGCUGGAAGUUUUUAUAGUGAUUAUAGGAAAAAUUCAAUAUAUUCUGCGCCAAGCAGUCCUACAAACAAUCUUGUCAUGAAUGUUAUGAAAAACGUUGUGAUACCAGAUUCAAGUAAAGAAAAUUCCAGUCAAAUUGAUAGACGCUCCCAAGUGAUACUUGAAUUGAAAAGACAAGCUUCUAUGGAUACAGAUGUCGUCUGUCAGGAGCCGACAACAAAGGACACCCGCGUGAAAUUUUAUUGCAAUGGGUCAUCCUCUUUUGAAGAACUGGAAACCCAGAUCUGUAACAAAUUGGUGGAGGAUGAAGAAUUUGAUGACUACUCUGAAGUAGACAGUGUGUGAUACAGACAUUCUAAAAGUGAUAUAAAUGACACAAUCAUACAAUUUGUUACCAGUCAUGAAAUAUGUGCUACUUUGUUCUCAGUAUUUGAAUAAUUGUACAUUCGUCUAAAGGUUUUGUUCCGUCUUUCGUAAUGAAACAAAUGACAUUCGUGACGCAUUGAGACAAUAGUCUAUAAUUUCAGGAGAAAAAAUCCGUAAGAUUUCCCCUAAAUUACAGUCCUAACAAACAAAUGAGAAAGAGCAUAAUAUCGUAUAACACUCGUUUCAUUGACGUUCAUUCAUCUUACAUAAAUGUAGAAGGGAUAUUCUAUUGACAGGAUAGAGUUUACUGUUCGGUAAAUGAGUUUCUUUCACGAAUACAGACCAAAAACCAUUUAUUUGAUAUGAGGUUAUAAUCUCAGUUUUCUGGAUAUAUAUGUCAGCUGUUUAACUUUGUGACAGACGAAUUGUACAUUGAUUCAUGAUUUACUAGUCGAAAACAAAACUGAAUUUAUUUCAUCAUUCCAUUAAUUUUAGAAAAUGAAAACUGAAUCUUUCAAAUGUUAACAUUUAUUUAUCAUAUUUUCCAUGCUGUAGCUCGUACUCCUUUUAAACGAAGAUGACAGUUUAUUCCGUAUAGUCAAUUUCAUUUUUUAUAUUGUACAUUUUAUCAUUUUCCAACAUCACUUUGUCUCUGGGGUCUUUGACAUCGAUUCAUUUGCCCCUCAUCUAAGUUAGUUCAAAAGUCAUUUCAUGACUUUUUUCUCUGGUUAUACCUAGAUACCCCUCUGUGCCUGACACAGAAUAUGGAGCGCCAUCUUGGUGCUUCCUCCACCAUUUUUAUUUUGAAAAGCUGCCAUGUGAUCUAAAUAAUGUCGUUGUGACUAUAAAAAGCUCUCGCUCUCUAGCUUAUUUCAAAUUUCUGUUUGUUAUUAUUUGUUAAUUUAAAAUUAUAUUUGAAAAGGUCUAUAAAGUGUUCUGAAUUUUAUUUCCUAUACAUCUAAAAGAAUGAAAAUGGCAUAACACAUGAAUUACUUAGUAUAUAUAUAUAUAUAACAGCUGACUUGUCCCGCCGUCCAUUCGUCUCGGAGUCAAAAUGUCUUGAUUUCACUUCUCUCACACCGCUGGUCGUAUUUUAAGAAAAACUCUCGGAAUGCAUUUGCUCAUAUCGUCGCCAUGCUCUGGUUCACUGGUUUACAUGCAGUUACUGCCCUUUGGUUAGUUUAUUUUGUGAGCUCAUCUCGUCCUAAACCAGAGGAGAAGUAAUGUUUUGACUUGAUGGUGUUUCUUAGCGUUAUUGCCAUUUUAUGAAUUCACAAUUCUUCUUAACCCGCUGGUCGGAUUUGGGUAGAACUUCACACCAAUUAUUGUUAUGAGGUACAGGUUCGCAUACUGUCAUGUUCCGGUUCGAUGAUUUAUUUCAGGAGUAAUUGCCCUUUGACAUGGAAUUCUGUUUGCUGUAUCUGCUAAACCGCUGGUCGGAUUUUGAUGAACUAUGAUUGCAAUAUUAAGAUGGAAUUGUAGUUUUUCAUUUUACCAUCGUAUUCAGUUUACUUGAUUUUUUAUCAUGUUGUUAUAUGAGCCGUGCCAUGGGAAAACCAACAUAGUGGCUUUGCGACCAGCAUGGAUCCUGACCAGACUGCGCGGAUGCGCAGGCUGGUCUGGAUCCAUGCUGGUCGCAAAGCCACUAUGUUGGUUUUCUCAUGGCGCGGCUCAAUUAUACUUUUUUGGUGUUUUCUUUUAAAUUACGAAACAUUAACAGUAGAUCUUUUACUAAACCGCUGGUUGAAUUUGGACAAAACGUCACACCAUUUAUGAAUUACACAUUUCCUUAUUCAUAUAAUUUUAACUUCUCAAUACUUGAUUUGAUAAAGUUCUUUUUACCGUAUGUGUUGAAAUUUAUUUCCACAUUGUUCUAUUCCCGAAGAUAGUCUUAACAAUUUUGAUGCAUUUGAUAUAUUCGGUUUUCUUUAUUUUACUAAAACACCUUUCUAGUGUCUAUUACCUCAGUGUAUAGUUACUAUAUAUCGUGAUUUUUGUCUGUCACUUUCUAUUCAGUUAUUUAAGUAAAUAGACGCUUUACGAAACUUGAACAAAAAUUUCCUGGUAGCUCCGCUUAAACUGAAAAGUGAAAAAUGUUGUGGAAAGUGACAGUGCUAAUUUAAAAAUAUUCAACGGCAAUGUAAAGGAUUUUAGUUUUAUGUAUUUAAAACAAUCACACUUUGUAUUGCUAUUGUUCAUAUUGUUUGUUUGUUUCAUUCUACAAGCCAAAUAAAAUAACUUUCUUA
This is a messenger RNA of Mercenaria mercenaria, 5140 nucleotides long. Its product is annotated as prostaglandin E2 receptor EP4 subtype-like. The record is from RefSeq and is a predicted model, not a curated record. The coding region runs from base 1359 to 2873 and encodes 504 amino acids. The transcript is spliced from 3 exons. Gene Ontology annotation, molecular function: G protein-coupled receptor activity. Lineage: Eukaryota; Metazoa; Mollusca; Bivalvia; Venerida; Veneridae. Gene Ontology annotation, biological process: inflammatory response; adenylate cyclase-activating G protein-coupled receptor signaling pathway; positive regulation of cytosolic calcium ion concentration. Gene Ontology annotation, cellular component: plasma membrane.